This is a messenger RNA of Pristis pectinata (smalltooth sawfish), 4309 nucleotides long. It is a transcript of the gene reep3b, whose product is annotated as receptor accessory protein 3b. The record is from RefSeq and is a predicted model, not a curated record. Gene Ontology annotation, biological process: endoplasmic reticulum tubular network organization. Bases 194 to 973 code for a protein of 259 amino acids. Gene Ontology annotation, cellular component: endoplasmic reticulum membrane; cytoplasmic microtubule; endoplasmic reticulum tubular network. The transcript is spliced from 8 exons. NCBI's taxonomy places the organism in Eukaryota, Metazoa, Chordata, Chondrichthyes, Rhinopristiformes, Pristidae. Gene Ontology annotation, molecular function: microtubule binding.
AGGUCUGCGGCAGAGCGAAGACGUUGCAGGAUCGGCUUGGGAUCAGAGUGGUCUUGGCAGAGAAGGGUGUCUCGGGGAUAAAGCGGGUGGAAGAGGGGAGGGCAACGGUGCCCGGCAGCACAGCACAACUUCCGCCACUUUAGUAGCGCCUGAGCCUCGCCGGGAGCCGCUGGCGACGCGGUCCGGGGACACGAUGGUGUCGUGGAUCAUCUCAAGGACUGUGGUUCUUGUGUUUGGAACCUUGUAUCCUGCUUAUUAUUCGUACAAAGCUGUGAAAACCAAAAAUGUGAAGGAAUAUGUUCGUUGGAUGAUGUACUGGAUUGUUUUUGCCCUUUACACAGUACUUGAAACGUUUGCAGAUCUCACUAUUGCAUGGUUUCCACUGUACUAUGAACUUAAAGUUGCAUUUGUUAUUUGGUUGCUGUCUCCAUACACACGAGGUGCAGGUGUACUUUACAGAAAGUUUCUACAUCCUCUUCUCUCCUCCCGUGAGCGAGAAAUUGAUGACUAUAUUAGCCAAGCCAAAGAUCGAAGCUAUGAUACUAUGGUGAAAUUUGGAAAACAAGGUCUAAACUUAGCUGCAACUGCUGCUGUAUCUGCUGCAGUAAAGAGUCAAGGUGCAAUCACUGAGAAGCUGAGGAGUUUAAGUAUGCAUGAUUUAACAACCAUACAAGGUGAUGAGCCAGUAGGGCACCAUUCCUUAACUGGUGGGGCAGAUACCAGAAAGAAGGUGAAACAUUUGCCUAAAGAGGACUUCAACAAGCAUUUUGACUAUGACGAUGUGGAUAGUGAGGAUCGAUCAGAGGUUGAGCAAAACAGUGCUCAUUCUGAUGAUGAGGUGAUCACACAAAAGCAUCUUCAACGAUCACAGAGCCUCAAAAUAAAACGGAAAGGCCAACGUAAAGAGGUUCGGUAUGGAUCCCUGAAGUUGAGAUCUAAGAAGAGGUCCCAAUGUAGUUAUAUCCCAGGAUAAGAUGCUUUGGAUAUUCUUUUUGAUUCUGACUUGACCUGAAUAUGUGCAGUGUGAUUUGUAAAUAUUUUUUUUAACUUCAAGAAAGCUGAGAUUUGCUGUUUCCUAUGAUAUAUGACUUUGUCAUCUUGACUCAUCCUGCUGAGUUGGCCCAGUGACUGAGGUCUGCAUUUAUUGUAGUUGUCCUGUGAUGAUGGGGCUUGAAACUGAUAUGUAAUAUCGGCUGGUAACUUUAAAUCAUUAACCGGAAGAGUAAUCUUUCACAGAGUAUAUUGUGACAAUUCAGGAGAAGGCUUAACCAAUAGAUUUCGAGGAGAAGAUUUGAAGAACUUGAAUUCUGAAUUACGGAGAAGCUCAUGGAAACAUUGAAUUUGAGCUGUGGUUUUUAAAAAAAAUCGAGUAUAUGUUUGUCAUAGAAGUAUGCACUUUCUUGCACUCAACACUAAUGACCGCAUUUUCAGUAAUGAUUUGGUAACUCUGGGCUUGUACUGUAAAACCUUCUAUAAGUGUGUUUCAGAUAGAACUCAAAAGUUGAAUAUGUUAAAAGCAAAAUAUUUAGUAUUUUGAAUGACAAUUUUUUGAACAUUACUUGCAUGUUUUUAUAAAUUUUGUAUAAGUUAAUAGGUGCCUUUAUUUUAUAUCUGUCAGUGUAGGUUGUGAAUUUUUCCAACUUUCUACCUUUUUAAAUAUGGAAUAUACUGAGCACAAUUCAGUAGCAAGUACUUGGUGUAAUUGACUUGUGAAUUCUAGGAUGUUCUUGGGAUUCAAACGUUCAGAUAAAUGUUGGUAUGUGACUAUUCACCUGGUUCUCAAGUUUUAACAACAGACGUUUUUAGCUGUAUUUUGAUAUGUAGAAUGCAGCAGAGCUGCAAUAAGUGUACAGGUUGGUGCAGGACUUAAAGCUUUUAUUGUAAUAAAUUUGUUCUGACAGUUACAUUUAAGACAUUUUUUAAUUGUCUAAAUACAAACGAUUUCUACCCAAUGGUUGGGAAUGCAAUGCAAAGGAUUAUUGAUUGUUUAAAUAACUAAAUAUAACAAACAUACAUGCACCAUACAAAGCGUCUUUAACCUGAAGCAUUAACUCUGUUUCUUAUUCCACAGAUACUGCCUGACCUGAUGAGUAUUUCCAGCAUUUUGUUUUUAUUUCAGAUUUCCAGCAUGUGCAUUUUUGUUCAUCCCUUGCAGUUCAAUGUCUUGCUUGCAAGAAGCACUCAACUUUCUGCAGGUUCAGACUAAUGUAAUCCGACUGGCCUAUAGGAUACUGAUGAUGCCAGUCUUAAAGGACAUUCUCUUCCCCCCUCCCACCCCAACAAGAACAUUUCCUGUUCUUGUUACUGACAGAUCUCCCAAGUUGACACAUUUAAUCAAGCCCACCCAUCGCUGCUACUUAGCCAGUGAAUGGGAAUUCAGCUCAGCUAUCUAAAUGGCAAAGGAUCCUUGCUGAUUGAUUUUUCCUUUCCUUGAUGCAACUGGUGAAACAGCAAAGCAAACCACAGUAAAACUCUAAUCUGACUAUUUGGAAAUCCUGUUUGUUCUGCAUUUGGCUCACCGGGUAAUGUUCCCUGCACUGCCUCACCAGGCACCUGGUUCCUGCAUACCCUGGUAACUUACCAGAUUCACUGGGAAAUUUAUUAUAGUACAGAGUAACAUCUUUUACAAUUGAUAGUGUAUUGGGCUAUUAUUAAGAAUGGAAAAUAUGCCAGCUAAUCAGCCUUUUACUCAAUUAACAAAGUGAGGCCUUCAUUAACGUGGCUUGUCUCUUAAGUGGACUAGAGCUGGAAUCUGAUUUCCUGCCCGUCAUCUCCCUUUAUUAGAAUGAGUGCUAUAAUUGGAUAUGUGCUGAGAUUCUUUGGUGGUUAAUUGUUUUUGUUUUGGGCUGUUAGAAGUCAAGCACAUUGGUGGAUCUGUGGUGACAUUGGACCAACUAGUUAUGGAUGGCAGAUUUCCUUUCCUGAAAUCAAAUAGGUUGAUAUGACUGGUGGCUUUAUGGUCAAAGAUACUGAGACUGGCUUUUUUUAUUUCUCCAUGUACAGUAAUGACAAAUUGAUAUUUAAAUUCAGCAGCAAUGGUAGCAUUCAAAUUAGUGAUCAAUGGUCAAAAGUUCUUGUUGCUGGUUUGGUAAUUUAACCACUACAUCGCUGUAGUCUGCCUUUGCCUUUGGAAGUGAAAGUUAUGAAAAUCAACAGCAGGAAACACCUGGUUUCUUAACAUUUUUUGAGAUAUGAUAUGUUAAAUCAAAGUUUUAUGUGAUGGCUGAGGUACCACUCACUAUAUCAUGGCCUGCACAUUGUCAUUUACCUCAAGGUUUCCUAGCAAGUAAAGUAAAAUGUGAAGCCAUGCAGUAUAACUUGCCCCACCACCAUCCCACUGAAUUUUGGGGUCUCCCUCAGCUAGAGAAACACAAAAGAUCUCAACAGCCUGGAUUGCUACCAACAGAAGUUGCCUGACCAUGCAAAGACUGGGACUUUCCUCACUCCCAGUGCUGCGCUGGUUGGGUCAGCGAUUUGUGAGCAACCAGGCCACUUUCACUACCUUUCCACCUGAAAAGAAGAUGCAUGUUGGUAGUUGUGAUAUUAACUGCCAUUCAGCAGAUCAAACAUCUUGGGCCUAUUGUUCAGAACACUUGGAUUUAUUGGAAGUGGUUUACUGGUCAUCCUUUGGCCCUCUUCACAUUAUUAUCAACAACUGGUACAGCUUGCUGUCCACGUUUUUUUUUCCCCUGUUGGCUUUAUGCUGCUAGUAAUGAAAUUUGCACGCUUUGUUUUGUUGUCCAUGUUCUCCAUCACUAAACUUGACACUGAGAUUUAGGUUUCUUUUAUCACUCUGUAUGAGGGUAAGUUCUACAAAAGGAACAGAAAUAGCUAACCUCCUCCUUGAGCUUAUUAUGAUUCCAGAACAUCGUGGCAGAACUAAUGUUCGGCCUCUUCUCCACUCCUGAUCUAUGCAUCCCAGUGUUAUCUGGUUAUGUUACUUUACUUCUGUUUAUAGGUGUAAACGAUACUCUUCCCUGAAACUAGUCACUAUGAAUCUUUUUUGUUCUGGCUGGACAAGAUGUCAAUGACACAAAUUUAUUGACCUAUUUUUAUGUUGGGUUUGGCUAAUUAUGCUGUCAAUCAAAACUACCUUUCCCUUAGUUCUGCCCUCUGGCAGACAUAUUCAAGGCACUGUUCUCACCUUAACUGAAUAUUCUAAGGUUGUAUUAACAAACAGGAAUGACUAUGAGGAAUGUGGGCAGGUGAGUUUCAACAAAACAAAGGUAAAAUACUGCAGCUGCUGGAAAUCAUAGAAAAAAUUAAAAUUUGUGGGUGUUCAUCAAUUUGGUGAGAAACCAUAUGUUCU